AUGGACGUCGUGAAAGAGAAGGAACCAGGUUCUGGCGGACAUCGCAACCAAGGCUCCUCCUCAUUUGCUGCUAUCGGUGCUGCGCUUAUCCCGACAGCGAUAACAGCUGCCAUUUUCUUAUUGACAUUUCUGGCUGUGCGCUCGAGGUAUCGGAACAUCUAUGCACCAAGGACGUAUUUCCGGACUAUUAACCACAAGGAUCGCACUCCUUCAUCGAGUCACUCGUCGGUCUCCUGGUGGCAUGACUUCCGCGCUCUCGACGAUAAGUUUGUUUUACGCCACUCCUCGUUGGAAGCGUAUCUCUUCCUGCGGUUUCUGCGGUUGACUGUCGUCAUUUGCGUGGUGGGCUGCUGCUUGACUUGGCCAAUUCUCUUUGCCGUCAACGCCACAGGAGGUGGUGGUGCGACGCAGUUGGACAGGAUUUCCUUCAGCAACGUCGCUGAUGGGAGGCGGCUGUACGCGCAUGCCGUUGUCGCUUGGGUCUUCUUUGGAAUUAUUUUACUUCUCAUCACCAGAGAAAGGCUCUUUGUCAUAGGCCUUCGUCAAGCUUACCAGACAAUUCCUGUAAACGCAAGCAGGCUGUCUUCUCGAGUGGUUUUGUACUUGAGCGUACCCCCUGAGGCUCUUCAAGAUGAAAACCUUCGUCGAUACUUUGGUGAGAAUGCUGUGAGAUCUUGGGUUGUCUCAAACAUGAGCAACUUGGAAAAGCUGGUUUCGAAGAGGGACAAAAAGAUUGAUGAGCUGGAAGGGUUGGAACUGAAACUCUUGAAGAAUGCCAACCGUAGCAAAGAUGAUGCGCAAGGCGAUGACGAUGCAAGCUCUAACCAGCAACCAAAGCCGGCUAAUGGGGUGCAUCGACCGAAGCAUAAGUCGAAGUACCUUCUUGGAGAAGAGAUUGACAGCAUCUCCCGUUUGAGAGAAGACAUCACCGCUCUCAUUUCGGAUGUGGACAGAGUUCGACAGGCCGACUCCAGCGCCCCUGGUAAGAGAACCGGAGCAAUAUUUGUCGAAUUCAAGGACCAAGUCAGUGCGCAUCAAGCGUUUCAGCAAGUGCGACACCCGUCACCUUUGACAUUACAGCCAAAGUACAUCGGUAUCUUGCCGAAAGAGGUCAUCUGGCAAAACCUCAACCUCGAUCCAUCACUUCGCAUUACGUAUUCUUAUAUUGCUAUAGCGCUUGCUGUUGCAACGAUCAUCUUCUGGUCUAUACCAGUCGGUAUUAUUGGUACAAUCUCCAACAUCAAUUACCUGACGGACAAAUUCCGCUUCUUGCGAUUCAUCAAUAAUCUCCCGGAUCCUAUCCUCGGACUGCUCACAGGACUAGUGCCACCCCUGCUACUCAGCACCGUGGUGUCCUAUGUACCGUACCUCUUCCAAUAUGUGGCGACACUGUCUGGCCAACCAACGAGCAAAUCAGCAGUCGAGUGGGCUCAAACGUGGUAUUUCGCAUUCCAAGUGAUUCAAGUCUUCAUAAUCACGACGUUUUCGUCAGGGGCUGCCGCUUUGGCUACCAAGGUCGCCAACGAGCCAACGACCGUUCCAAAAUUGCUCGCAAAGAACCUCCCAAAGGCAUCGAACUUUUAUCUGACCUAUUUCAUCAUCCAAGGGCUCGGCACUGCGUCAAAGAAUGUUUUGAACUAUAGUGAUCUCCUCUCGUUCUUAUUCUUCUACUACGUCAUGAACAAGACUCCGAGACAGAAAUUCAACACCUAUUCGCAGAUGAAGGGAAUCAGCUGGUUCAAUGUCUAUCCCAAAUUCACAAACUUGGCGGUCAUUGCCAUCGCCUAUUCGUGUAUUGCACCGCUAGUGUUGGGAUUCGCCGCGAUUGGCUUGUUCCUAUUCUAUUUGGGCUACCGCUACAAUCUCCUUUACGUGAUUCAAGUCAAAACAGAGACACGAGGAGAAAGCUACACAAGGAGCCUGCAGCACCUGAUGACUGGUGUCUACCUGGCAGAACUGUGCUUGAUCGGUUUGUUUGGGAUCAAGAAGGUGGCUGGCCCCUCAACUCUUAUAACCGUAUUGUUAGUUGUCACGGCUAUCUACCACCUGACGGUCAACCAAUACCUUUCACCUCUGGAAAAGUACAUGCCAGUCGACAUAUUGUCGAACGAGGACCAGGAUGAGGAGAGGGCGCUCCUCAGAGAUAACCAGGCCGAUCAAUCAUUGGUCUACAAGCUCGGCUCAGGAAAAGUUCCGGCCAUCUUACUCGAUCCACUAGCCAGUCUACUCGAGCCUCGCAUUUUCGCUUCACAGGAGGCGCUUCGACCAUGGCUGCAGGACCCCGAGGGUGAAUCAGAAGAGCUAAACUCGUACAGCGACGAGCAGGUCCAAAAUGCAUAUCUUCUACCGGCGAUGACCUCGAAAACUCCGAAAGUCUGGCUUCCGAGAGAUAGGAAGGGGCUAUCGAAACGCGAGGUUGAUGAGAAUGAAAAGGCGGGGUUGCCUAGCACUGACGAAGGUGCUGAACUUGGCCCGAAGAAUGAGAUCCUGUGGAACCAGAAGGAUUUCACGACAGUGCCAAUCUUCAAGCAAGCCCCUCGAUACUGA
Molecule: messenger RNA, 2547 nt
Organism: Fonsecaea multimorphosa CBS 102226
Lineage: Eukaryota; Fungi; Ascomycota; Eurotiomycetes; Chaetothyriales; Herpotrichiellaceae
Exons: 4
Coding region: 1-2547 (848 amino acids)
Cellular component (GO): plasma membrane
Molecular function (GO): calcium-activated cation channel activity
Source: RefSeq, a predicted model, not a curated record